Arachis stenosperma is the source of this 516-nucleotide messenger RNA. RefSeq lists its product as uncharacterized. Bases 1 to 516 code for a protein of 171 amino acids. NCBI's taxonomy places the organism in Eukaryota, Viridiplantae, Streptophyta, Magnoliopsida, Fabales, Fabaceae. The record is from RefSeq and is a predicted model, not a curated record. The transcript is spliced from 3 exons.
AUGAAGAGGAUAGGAAAGAUCUGGAAGGAAUCAAGGCACCACUUGUAUCAUAGGUGUUACAAAGAAAUAAGGACUUAUGAAGAAAAUCUUAAGCAUCACCCAAAAGGAAUAGAAGAAAAUGAAUGGAAAAAGUUCAUUGACUAUCGCCAGAAGGAAGAAACAAAGGAGAAAGAUCAAGGAAGGCCCGUUGGUAGAGGAGAGUUGUUUAUCAUGACUCAUAAGAAAAAAGAUGGCUCGUAUAUCCAUCCUGAUGCGCGUGUUGUUAGUGAAGCAAUUGCGAAUAUUGAGAGGCAGGAUGGAUCCUCUAAGCACCUUUCACAAAAUGAUUCGCUAGCACAAAUUUUCGGAAAGGAGCACCCAAGACGAGUUCGUGCCCUUGGUGCUGGACCAUGUCCCACCCAAGUCUUUGAUAACGCUGUUAGACAACCGUCGGGUUUUGCAGAGCCCAAUGAAGAGUACGAAAGAAGGAUUGCAGAAUUGACGCCUAAGCUAGAAGAAGAGCAGGCGAAGAGAUAG